Molecule: messenger RNA, 1251 nt
Organism: Fusarium coffeatum
Lineage: Eukaryota; Fungi; Ascomycota; Sordariomycetes; Hypocreales; Nectriaceae
Exons: 4
Coding region: 1-1251 (416 amino acids)
Biological process (GO): transmembrane transport; sulfite transmembrane transport
Cellular component (GO): plasma membrane
Molecular function (GO): sulfite transmembrane transporter activity
Source: RefSeq, a predicted model, not a curated record
AUGUCUGGCUGUAGUAACUCGACGACUUCUACCGGCACAGUCACAGUCCAACCGGCAUGCAGCGGCUCUACACCGAAGCCAUGCGAGUCAACUCUGUCGUGUAAGGAGGAAACUGGUUGGAGGAGGGUCAUUCGCAACUUCACGCCCUCAUGGUUUGCAGUCAACAUGGGCACUGGUAUCGUGUCCAUACUGUUACACAACUUACCAUAUAAUGCGCUAUGGCUUCAGUACAUAUCCUAUAUCUUCUUUGGGCUGAACGUCGUUCUCUUCACUGUCUUCACGGCCAUGUCCAUCGCUAGAUACACCUUAUACCCAACCAUCUGGUUUGCCAUGAUCUCACAUCCAGGCCAGUCUCUAUUCCUCGGCUGUUUCCCUAUGGGGCUUGCAACUAUCAUAAAUAUGAUGGUGUUCUCCUGUAAGCACUGGGGUGACUGGGUCAUCUACCUAGCAUGGGGAUUAUGGUGGUUCGAUGUUUGGAUCUCCGUCGCUACUUGCGUCAGCAUGCCUUUUAUCGUCAUGCACCGCCAUCGUCCUGGCCUGGAAAACAUCACUGCGGCUCUACUACUUCCCAUCGUUCCGGCUGUAGUCGCAGCUGCAACAGGUGGCAUAGUUGCAGAGGAGCUUCCCAAUCAUCAUCAUGCGCUGACGACAGUGAUUGCAUCUUAUGUCCUUUGGGGCAUCGGAGAGUCAUUCUCGGCUAUUGUGCUGGCUCUCUACUUCCACCGACUCACCAUCCAUUCAAUCCCGCCUAAGGAGGUGAUUGUCAGCGUCUUCUUGCCGAUAGGACCACUUGGACAAGGCGGGUUUGGAAUUCAGCAGCUUGGCAAGGUGGCUAUGCAUGUUAUUCCCAAGAGCAAUGCCUUUGGUGAAGUAGCUGCGCGAGCUGGUGAGAUGCUAUAUGUCCUUGGAGUCUUCUUUGGUAUCGUCAUGUGGGGAUUUGCAUUUGUCUGGCUAUCCUUCGCGCUCAUUAGCAUCGCCAUGAUGCCAAGUGUGCCGCGCAACUUGGGAGCUUGGGGUUAUACGUUUCCGCUCGGUGUGCUGGCAACGUGCUCGAAUUCUCUGGCACAGAAUCUUGAUAGCGAUUUCUUCAAGGUCGCUACUAUGAUCAUCUCGCUCGCAGUGGUAUUACUGUGGAUUGUCGUUGCCAGUAGAACUCUCAAGCUGGCGAUUACCGGAGAAAUGUUCCAUGCACCAUGUUUGAAGGACCUUCGAGAAAAGUCACAAGCUGCCGGAUCAGAUAGAAGAGUUUAA